Molecule: messenger RNA, 423 nt
Organism: Paramuricea clavata
Lineage: Eukaryota; Metazoa; Cnidaria; Anthozoa; Malacalcyonacea; Plexauridae
Source: the annotation of a GenBank genome assembly
AUGAAAGAAGCUGGCCUUGAGAUUAAGAUAGCACACUGCCUUCGUGUCACAACAGCAACAAAUUUGUUUCGUGCUGGCCAUCAGGAAAAAUUAAUACGUGAACGAACUGGGCAUGUUUCUUCUGCCUUAUUUACGUAUGAGAAACCUAGUAAUGAUCAUGCAAUGGCUGUAUCCAAGUGUGUUGGCCCAUCUGUAUCAAAGGUUGUGUCGCUUGCUGACAACUGUUUUAAGCCACCCUCGAAGCCUAAGGAAGACGAAAAGUUUCAAAUUUCCGACGAGGAACUUGAUAAGUUUUUGAGUGAAGUGGAUUGGUCUAAAAUUGAUAAAGAGGUGCAGCGACGUACUAUCGCAGAAAAGUUUGUUUUGUCGAACAGUACAUUCACUAACUGUUCCUUUAACAUUUCGUUUGCCGGAAAUAAGUAA